GUACAGAAAAUAAUCAACCUGCAUACAGUGCAUAUAUUCUCCCUCACUUCAUGUUUCUUUUUACACAUAAUUAUUUUCUCUCAUCCAAAAUUAUUGAGUUUCUAGGUUACAUCUCCUGAUAUCUGUGUAUAUAUUUGAGCUGUUGUGUCACCUCCGGUUAUGAUUCAUAACGGGGAAGAACUGUCAUAUCCUGGGAGGAUAUGCGCUAAUGAGGCGGAUAAAAUCCUCAAGGACAGUGACUGUGUCACGCCUCAGGUUACAUAAUAGUAUUUUGUUUUGCAGGUUUUCCCUAAUUUGAUUUGUGAAGAUUUUGAUGGAGUCGUAUGAACAACUAAAUUCGAUAAGUUUCUUGAGUCUUAUUUUACUUUAUUAGUCAUAUUUAUUUGCUGUGGCAUUUCUCUUUAAUUUCUUAUUUGUGAUAAAUUCCAUAUCUAAUUAUACAACAAUAUGCAUGAUGAUUGCUCACCUUCAAUUGUUCAUCGUGAUAUAUCCAGUAAGAAUGUUGUUUUGGAUUUGGAAUAUGUUGCUCAUGUCUCAGAUUUCGGAACAGCUAAGUUUCUUAAUCUCGAUUCUUCCAAUUGGACCGCUUUUGUAGGCACCUUUGGAUACACUGCUCCAGAACUUGCAUACACAAUGGAAGUAAAUGAGAGAUGUGAUGUGUAUAGUUUCGGGGUAUUAACCUUGGAAAUACUUUUUGGAAAGCAUCCUGGAGACAUUGUAUCUACGUUGUUGCAAUCAAGUACCGUAGGCCUGACUAGUGAUGCUAUGUCGUUGACUGCUAUGUUAGAUCAACACCUCGCUUUUCUUACUAAUGAUAUCGCGAAAGAGGUGGUAUCAAUUAUAAGGAUUGCAUGGCAUUGCUUAACUGAGAGCCCACAUAGUCGCCCUACAAUGGCCCAAAUUUGCAAGGAGAUUGCAAUAUCAAAGUCAUCUUCGAGUUAAUUAUGUACAUAAUAUAGCAAAGGAUGAUUUUAUCUAAUGAUUUAGACGAUUUCCAUCCCUUUUGUAUUACAGGAUACAUUUUUUAUCUUGAGAAUAAAUUACAGCUUAGAGGCAAUGUUCUCCUUGCUUUCAUAUAUUCAGAUAGGAAGUAGAGAAUGUGUUUCUCUCUUGGUGUAGCUUUGGUGUAUGAGUUAGUGUACUCAUAUUAGCAUCUUUAAAAAUAAUACCACUACACUGUUUUGUAUUUGUAAAUCUCUCUUAAACUUAUUUUGUAGCUUAUGUCAUAUUAUAUUUUGCUUCUUUCAAAAUAAUACUACUACUUCUUUUUUUUC
Messenger RNA from Medicago truncatula (barrel medic), 1274 nucleotides. Its product is annotated as MDIS1-interacting receptor like kinase 2. The transcript is spliced from 2 exons. Lineage: Eukaryota; Viridiplantae; Streptophyta; Magnoliopsida; Fabales; Fabaceae. Gene Ontology annotation, biological process: protein phosphorylation. The record is from RefSeq and is a predicted model, not a curated record. Gene Ontology annotation, molecular function: ATP binding; protein kinase activity. The coding region runs from base 448 to 942 and encodes 164 amino acids.